Malassezia restricta is the source of this 1461-nucleotide messenger RNA. RefSeq names its product membrane protein TMS1. The transcript has a single exon. The record is from RefSeq and is a predicted model, not a curated record. The coding region runs from base 1 to 1461 and encodes 486 amino acids. Lineage: Eukaryota; Fungi; Basidiomycota; Malasseziomycetes; Malasseziales; Malasseziaceae. Gene Ontology annotation, cellular component: membrane.
AUGGCCUGGUUCUUGUUACCAUGGCUCAUUUCGCCCAUUGUUUCAUGCUGCACAGUGGCCAGUGUGUCGCUAUGUACAUCGACGGCCGCAUCCAUGAUGUGUAAAUCGUGCAACUGCCAAUCCUCCAUGGCGACCCGUGUGGGCUAUGCCAUGUUGUUUUGUUUUGAUGCUUUAUUGGCAUGGAUUAGCCUGACGCCCAGUCUUGCUCGAUCGAUAGAGGAUUGGACGUUUCACUAUGUACAGGUCAAGUGCAUCCGACAGGAAACGUGCAUUGGUGUUCUGGCCGUCCACCGAAUUACACUAGCUCUUGCGGUGUUUCAUGUGGUGCUGGGCCUCAUGCUUCUAGAGGUUCGAAACUCACGCGAUCCGCGAGCAUCGAUUCAGAACGGAUGGUGGGGACCCAAAAUUCUCUCAUUGCUCGCUGUGAUCAUGGCUAUGUUUCUCUUGCCGAGUGGGGUUAUAGUGGCAUGGGCUAACUAUGCCGCACCUCUCUUUGCCAUGGCUUUUAUAUUCUUGGGCUUGGUGUUGCUGGUGGAUUUUGCUCAUACGUGGUCGGAGACCUGUUUGGAUGAAUGGGAAAGGCAUGGUAAUGACGUGUGGAAGUACAUCUUGGUGGGAACCACUUUGGGCUCGUAUAUGCUUGUUGCAGUGGCCACGGUAUUGCUGUAUAUAUUUUUUGCCCCGUCGUACUGCACGACGAAUCGUGCCUUGAUUACAUGUAACUUACUCCUGGCAGUGCUGCUCACGGUUCUGUGUGUGCACCCACGUAUUCAAGAGGCCAACCCACGCAGUGGCCUAGCUCAGUGCAGUAUGGUGCUGGCAUACAUGACUUAUCUCCUUGCUUCCGCCCUCAUGAACCGCGGCGAUGAGCGAUGCAAUCCCAUUGCUCGUGGACGUGGUGAGAGUGCACAAACAACGGCAGCUGUCCUUGGUGCCGUAUUCACCUUUGUUGCGAUUGCCUAUUCGACAACCCGUGCAGCGACGCAUUCGCGCAUGCUGGUCGGUCAAGCUGAGGGCGAGAUCGCUCUGGACACAGAGCCCAUGCCUCUGGAUGCGACGAUUACUACACCGCCGGCACCCAAGAAUACCUUGCGUAUAGAGGCGAUUCGUUCGGCUGUGGCCGCGGGCUCCUUGCCGCAGUCCAUCCUAGACGAAGAGCUUCAGACCCAGCAAGGCAUGGAGGAGAGGACAGAUGCAUCAAAUGACGACGAGCGACAAGGCACGCGCUACAACUAUACCAUUUUCCACUUUAUCUUUGCAUUAGCUGCUUGCUAUGUGGCAAUGCUGCUUACUGACUGGCAGUCGCUGCAUCACGAGUCGACGUCCGCGGAUUCGAUGACGAUGUACAUCGGCACUAGCAAGGUAUCUAUGUGGAUCCGCAUCAUUAGUGCUUGGCUCUGUGCGGCAUUGUAUGGGUGGUCUCUCCUAGCACCUGCUCUACUUCCCGAGCGAUUCAACUAG